AUGAGCUUUAAUAGUUCAAAUGAUAGUAUACCUUAUACAAAUCUUUCAGAUUUGGCUGGAAUUCCAAAAAUUGAUGUAGCUGGUUCUUCCGUCGUUGGUCGUUAUAAUGAUAUAAUAUUAACUUUUGGUGGUAUAGGAUUAAAUAAUAGUUAUGGUUAUCAGUUAAUAUACACUUUUGACACAAAAAAUUCAACUUGGAAUUCUUUAACAACAAAUGGAAUUCAACCACCGAUAAGGAAAGGUGUUCGACCUGUAUUUACUUAUGGAAGAUUAUAUGCUUUCGGAGGAUUUGAUAAUACUGCUGGAAAAUAUUAUAAUUCUCUAGAUAUGUUAGAUAGUAUUGGAUUUGUUUGGUCAAAUAUUACUUUAUUAGAUGGUCCUUCUGGAAGGGAUGGCUACGUAUCUGCUUUAUUGUCGGAUGGUAAUAUCUUAUAUUUAGGUGGAUAUGCAGGUCCAACUACUGCCUUAGACACUGUUUAUUUAUAUAAUACGAAUAAUAAUUCAUGGCAAAAUGUGUCUACAGUUGGUACAGUUCCUGAAGGCCGUGGAUAUUUUACUUCUGUAUUAAGUGAAAACAACCAAGGUUAUAGCCAUUUUGCAACACCAACUUUGGUUGUAUUAGAUUUAAGCUCGUUUACAUGGAUCUCGCAAAUAGUAACUGGUGAUUCUACACCACCUCCUUUACUUCUUCAUACUGCAAAUGUUGUUAAUAACUAUAUGAUACUAGCAUAUGCUGCUGUUGUUAGCACUGCAUUGUUAAUUUAUGGCUUAACUGCUUGUUAUAAUAUGCUUAAAGUUAAGGGUUACUUUAGUAAUUUUAUUGCAACUCCAGGAACUAAAUAA
Dentiscutata erythropus is the source of this 843-nucleotide messenger RNA. Lineage: Eukaryota; Fungi; Glomeromycota; Glomeromycetes; Diversisporales; Gigasporaceae. The record is from the annotation of a GenBank genome assembly.